Molecule: messenger RNA, 1761 nt
Organism: Lolium rigidum
Lineage: Eukaryota; Viridiplantae; Streptophyta; Magnoliopsida; Poales; Poaceae
Product: phosphoethanolamine N-methyltransferase 1-like
Exons: 12
Coding region: 162-1670 (502 amino acids)
Biological process (GO): phosphatidylcholine biosynthetic process
Molecular function (GO): phosphoethanolamine N-methyltransferase activity
Source: RefSeq, a predicted model, not a curated record
UGAUCCCGUCGUGGAUGCAGCCGCGCGGGCGAUCGUUCAACCGCCGCUCCCGCAGCUUCUCCCGCGCCCGCCUCGCCGUCGAGGGGUCCUAAUCUCACCGCCCUCUCGUAACCUCUAAAUUCACAAAGAACAUCUCCUCGUUAACGACCCCGCGAACGAAGAUGGACGCCGCCGCCGCCGGAUUUGCUGUCAAUGGGGGCCUGGAGAAGAUGGAGGAGGAGAGGAAGGCCCAGAAGAAGUACUGGGAGGAGCACUCCAAGGACCUCACCGUCGAGGCCAUGAUGCUCGACUCCCGCGCCGCCGAUCUCGACAAGGAGGAGCGCCCCGAGAUAUUGUCUUUACUUCCUUCAUAUGAAGGAAAAUCUGUGCUCGAGCUUGGUGCUGGAAUAGGCCGCUUUACUGGAGAAUUGGCUAAGACAGCUGGGCAUGUCCUCGCGAUGGAUUUCAUCGAAAGUGUGAUUAAAAAGAAUGAAAGCAUAAAUGGUCAUUAUGAAAAUACAUCCUUCAUAUGUGCUGAUGUUACAUCUCCGGAUCUGGUGAUUGAAGAUAACUCCAUCGAUCUCAUAUUUUCAAACUGGUUACUGAUGUAUCUUUCAGACGAGGAGGUUGAGAAGCUAGUAAGAAGGAUGGUAAAAUGGUUAAAAGUUGGUGGGCAUAUCUUCUUCAGGGAAUCAUGUUUCCAUCAAUCUGGAGACUCGAAAAGGAAAGUGAAUCCGACACAUUAUCGUGAACCAAAGUUUUAUACUAAGGUGUUUAAAGAGGGCUAUGCCAUUGAACAAAGUGGGGGCUCCUCUGAACUUUCUCUAGUUACUUGCAAGUGUGUCGGAGCUUAUGUGAAAAACAAGAAGAAUCAAAACCAAAUAUGUUGGCUAUGGCAAAAAGUCAAUUCAACAGAAGAUCGUGGAUUUCAAAGAUUUUUGGAUAAUGUGCAGUACAAAACCAGUGGAAUAUUACGCUAUGAGCGUGUUUUUGGGAAAGGUUUCGUGAGCACUGGUGGAAUUGAUACUACAAAAGAAUUUGUGGACUUGCUGGAUCUUAAACCUGGUCAAAAGGUGCUUGAUGUUGGAUGUGGAAUCGGGGGUGGUGAUUUUUACAUGGCUGAAAACUACGAUGUUCAUGUUGUUGGUAUUGAUCUUUCUGUAAACAUGGUAUCAUUUGCACUUGAGGAUGCUAUUGGGCGCAAAUGUGCAGUUGAGUUUGAAGUUGCUGAUUGCACCACAAAGACAUACCCAGACAAUACGUUUGACGUUGUGUACAGCCGUGACACUAUCCUUCACAUACAAGAUAAACCCUCUCUGUUUAGAAGUUUCUUCAAAUGGCUAAAACCUGGGGGUAAAGUCCUAAUCAGUGACUACUGUAGGAGUCCAGGAAAACCGUCUGAAGAGUUUGCAGCAUACAUUGAGCAGAGGGGUUACGACCUGCAUGAUGUAGAGGCUUAUGGACAGAUGCUCCGUGAUGCUGGUUUCCAUGAUGUCAUUGCUGAAGACCGCACUGAUCAGUUCCUGACAGUUUUACAGAGGGAGCUAGCCGAAGUUGAAAAGAACAAAGAUGAUUUCUUGGCGGACUUCGGUCAGGACGACUAUGACGAUAUUGUAAAUGGAUGGAACGCGAAGCUUCAGAGGAGCUCUGCUGGUGAGCAGAGGUGGGGGCUGUUCAUUGCAACCAAGUGAUGACUCUGAUUCGUGGAGGGUUUACGAAUAAAUUGGCUUCGUUUAUGUGGCCGUUUCCUUAAUUUGGUGUUGCAUUUGAUACUUUGGGUUC